AUGAAGUUCCUGGCUGCAUCUCUCGCCGUGUUGGCCGGUAGUGCCAGUGCUGCGCGCCAGUCCAACCCUGGCCAUCGUACCCUCUUUCCGGCACACCCUCCGGGUCACGAUGCCAACCACCUGGAUCAUCUGGUUCCGGGGUUACAACAAGCCCUGCACUAUCGGGAAGAUGGCAAGACAGAACACGAUGUCUCCUCAUUCGGACACAUCCUGUCGACUUUCAAUUACCCCACGGUCCUCCUCGAUCACUCAUCGCACGUAAAAGAGGUUGCCUGUCGCCCCAACGGUCUAGACGUGUGCUUCACCAGUGAUGAGGCCAAGAGCCACGCAGAGGAGACAUGGAAGGCGAACCACGGCCCUCUUCUCCUUGGUACUAACCAUGCAGGCUGCGGUGACUAUGACACCGGCAUGCGGACAUUCUGGAAGGUCUCCUCUAUCAGCUUUGGCUCUUCUAAGAUGAAGAACCGAUGCGCGCAUGUCAAUGCCACCGAGCUUCCCCUCGAGGACGCCAUGGAUGAAUUCGAAAUGGACUUUGGCCACUACGAAGAGGCACUCCAGCAGAGAGACCAGAGAGCAGCACAGCGCAAUAGCCUGCGUCGACGCGACGCUGCUAUCGCUGAGGACGAUACAGUCGACAUCACGGAUGAUCCAGACAAGCUGGCGAGUUUCUUCGAGGAACCUAUCACGGAGACCUACCCCGAUGCGCCCGAGGCCACACCUGCGAACUAUAACGGCACGGUGACGCCAAUUGACAAGCGUGCCAUGCUGCAGGAACGUGGAUUCUGGGACUGGAUAUCCAAUGCGGUCAAGACGGUCGCGAAUGCUAUUGUGGACGCUGUUGAAACAGUAGUCAACGUGGUCAAGAAGGUCGUCGAAGUCGUCAUCGAUGCGGGUCGGGAGAUUGGCAAAUUCAUCCAGGACCCCUUGGGCUACGAAUGGAGUCUCGGAACGAGCGUUGAGCGGUCUUUCAAUCUCGGUGGUUCAGGCACUACUCGUGUGCCCACGAGCUCUGGAUUGUUUGGCGAAGGCUCGGGACUGGUGAUUGCAAGCAGCGGGAUCAUCCCCGCCAACAUUAGCUGCGAGAACUGCUAUGCGCGGGGCGAAGUCUCGUUCAGCGGCCGUGUCGCAGCCAGCAUCAGAGACGGCAUGAAGGAAGGAUACCUGCAAGCCGGAGCAGGAUGGGACUCGCGGUUGGCGCUGGCAAUGACGCUGCAGGGCCAGUAUAAGCUGGAGGCGUUCAAGAAGGAGCUCUUGGCGUAUAACCCGACCCCCCUUCAGAUUCCGGGUUUCCUGUCCAUUGGUCCCCAGAUCUCGGUCAGUGCGGUGAUCGAUAUCUAUUUCCAGGCUGAGGCAGACAUCCUCAUCGGCGCCAAGUUUGAGAUCACCCCCGGUAAGGCACGACUGGACUUCCUGGACGGCAGCAAGACGGGGGUCACCGGAUUUGAGCCCAAAUUCACACCCAUCGCCAAGUUCCGUGGUGAUCCCAAGUUGGGUGUGACGUUGGACUUCGGUCUCCCACUGGCGCUAGAAUUCGGAGUCGACGUUCUCAAUGGCAAGUGGAAGAAGACAGUAGGCCUGGUCGACCAGCCCUCAUUCCUGGUGAACGCCAAGGCCGGAGAAGAUGAGUCCUGCAAGGGAAUUACGCUCGGACUGGCUGUACAAAAUUAUAUCUACAUCAGUCUCGAGCUGCUAGGCCUGUAUGACCACGCCAUCGACACCAAGACCCUCUGGGAGAAGCCACUGGGAUGUGUUGGAGAGAAGACCACCUCCAAGGAUCUCAAACGCCGCGCCCUGGAAACGAGAGAUGACGGUGACGAGGAUGAGGAUAUCAAGGAUCCCAAAAUCGCGGUUGACAACAAAUUCUCGAAUGGAAGCGUCUCGACAAAGCCCCCCAAGAUCGACCAUGUCCCGGUUGAUGUUGACACCGUGGAGCCGGUGACUAAGUUCUCGUACGAUAACAUUAUCACCGACAUGAACCGGACUGCCGUGCUCUUUGCCGGUAAGGAAGACCGUCUGUACUUGGCCCCGUACGGCGACCCUGACACCGCCGCUGGAUCGCCCUUUGCCAGUCGUCCCGAUGCAAGCGACGUCGUGAUCAUCGGUGAUAUCUACGGUGGAUACCUCAACUACAACCCCAGCGAGAUGGAAGCGACUGGUGUCAGCAACCUCCGUUCUUCUCGUUUGACUGAUGUCCCUGUUGGUUCCAAGUUUAUCACCCUCGCAGAAGUCCACACAAGUGAGCUCGAAGACUCCCCCGCCAUGUACGUGGGAGCGAUCGAAGACCGGUUCUACGCCCUGGCGACAUGCAGUGUCAUCGACAUGGGAACACGGAUGUACGUUGUGGAUGCUAAGAGGGACGGAUUAAAGGACCUGAACAACAACGAUCUCGCGGAUUCGAUUGUCGCGGGUGAUGUUCGCGGCUGUCAGUAUGUGUAUCUGACGUCGUACAGGAAGGGGUUGAAGUUGGCUGAGUAG
This is a messenger RNA of Aspergillus glaucus CBS 516.65, 2475 nucleotides long. RefSeq lists its product as uncharacterized. Lineage: Eukaryota; Fungi; Ascomycota; Eurotiomycetes; Eurotiales; Aspergillaceae. Bases 1 to 2475 code for a protein of 824 amino acids. The transcript is spliced from 4 exons. The record is from RefSeq and is a predicted model, not a curated record.